Messenger RNA from Lycium ferocissimum, 492 nucleotides. RefSeq names its product agamous-like MADS-box protein AGL80. The record is from RefSeq and is a predicted model, not a curated record. Lineage: Eukaryota; Viridiplantae; Streptophyta; Magnoliopsida; Solanales; Solanaceae. The transcript has a single exon. Gene Ontology annotation, molecular function: protein dimerization activity; DNA binding. The coding region runs from base 1 to 492 and encodes 163 amino acids.
AUGAUUAGCAAUUCAGAUGAAAGCCAAAGAAAAGCAAGAAGAAUAACUAGUUUGUCCAAACAAGCAAAUGACUUGUCUACCUUAUGUGACAUACCUAUUGCUCUAAUAAUUUUUAGUCCUGGAGAAACCAACCCUACUAUUUGGCCAAAUGAGGAUGAGGCUAAGGUUAUAGUAACCAGGUAUUUGAGUCACACAGAGAAUGAAAAGUUUAAAAAUUUAGUUAAACUUGAAACCUACUUUUCUUCUAAAUUGGAGGAGAAAGAAAAUAAUAUUAGAAAAACCGAGCAAAGAAACAAGGAGAAGAAAAUAGAAAUCACGUUCAAUCGAUUAUACGAGGGAAAGGUUAAUAUAUUUGACCUUGAUGCUACAGAAAUUAAUGAAUUGUUAAAGUUAUCUGCUCUUACACAGGAUAAACUUAACGAUAGGAAAAAGCGACUCGAACAACAAUCUCACACUUCUCAACCUCCAUCACUUCUCUCUAAUUUUGAGUAG